Molecule: messenger RNA, 2837 nt
Organism: Ylistrum balloti
Lineage: Eukaryota; Metazoa; Mollusca; Bivalvia; Pectinida; Pectinidae
Product: thioredoxin domain-containing protein 16-like
Exons: 20
Coding region: 1-2706 (901 amino acids)
Source: RefSeq, a predicted model, not a curated record
AUGUAUCCGUCGAGAAUGAACAUUUUGUCAUAUUUAACAAUAUUUCUUUAUUUUUUAAAAUUUGUUAAAAGUGAUAAUUUUCCAUUUAAAUUCGAACAUGUAAGAAUUUUAGAUAAAAUUGCACUGGAUGAAUUCAGAAGCUCAGCGAACGUGCGUGCUGUUUAUUACUUUAAACGAGACAUGGCACGACUUCGAACCUUCAUGAAAGAAUAUGACAAAUCAGCUGAAUUUCUAGAAGUCUAUGGUGUCAAAUUUGGUGUGUUUGACUGUCGGUCACAGCUUGAGGAGGAAGUAUGUGGUACAGAAAUGGCAGAACACAACAUCUACACAUACAGACAGGGAGCCACACUUCUACAGCUGGAACUUCAAACCAUGUUUGAUGUUAAUUCAAUCAUGUCCAACAUUUUACAAUUAGUGCUUUUGAGAGAAGUUCCAAUCCUACAGAGGCGAGAAGAAAGGGAAGAUUUUGAGUACAGGAGUAGAGGAGUCAGGGACAUUAUAUUCACAUUCCAGAAAGCUAUAGGGACAUAUGAACACAGAAUAUUUAUGGAGGUCGCCUAUGCAUACUCAGACAAUUUCCAGUUUGCUGUGUCCACCAGUAAACAGUCUCUACAAAACUUUGAUGACAUGACAACAGACGACUCUGUGAUCUGGCUUCUGCAGUGUAAGGACAGUCAAAAAGUGGACCCCUGUCCCAAAAUACGUUACUAUGGUUACAUGGAUCUAGCAUCACUGGCCCAGUUUGUCAGGGCACUCACAUUUCCUAAACAGUUUGAUAUCCCAUCGGAAGGAACCACCUCACCGUAUGCCUACACGGACAACUUAAAUGUUAUAUACAUGUACUACAAAGCGGACAGUCGCAAAACUGUGAUGGAAUUCGCUGAGAAACUGGUCAUGAAAUAUAGGGGUGUAUACGGAAUAGUAACCAUUGACAUUGAGAAUGCUGAACCCCCAUACCCUUUUAAUGGAGAGACACCUGCUGUGGGAAUUCUUAUUGAAGGGGAGGUAAGUUCUAUUUUCCUAGAAGGGGAGGUGACGGAAGCUAAUAUAUUUCAAUUUAUAUCAAAAACAGCUGAGGAAUUCAAUAGUGUUAUGGUUUCAGACGAUAUUGGGGAUCCUUCUGGUUCAGCAGAUGGACAAGAUGGACAAUCUGUGGCAGGGGGAGAACCGAGUCCAUUUGAUGAGUCUGAAAUUCUAGCAGUUGAGACACAGGAUGACCAGGUGGCAGAAGCUGUGUUUAGAGCAAGAAGAACAGAGAUGGACCUGACCCUGGUGCCAAAGCUGACAGAUAAAACUUUUUCCAACACUGUCCAGCAUAAAGAUCUACUAUUUAUUCUGUUCUACCUUCCAUUUGAUGAUAAAAGCAUGGCAUUCCUGCGUUUGUAUGGUGACGCCUCCAGACAGCUCGAGUUUGACAGAAGGAAUCCACUGGCUCGUGUUGAUUGUCAUGAUUGGACUGAUGUUUGUGCUCGGGAGAAUGUGACAAUUUACCCAACGCUGAGGAUAUACAGAAACGGAGAGAAACUUCGGAACUACAAAGGGAUGCUGGACACACAGAAUGUUGUUAACACAGUCAAGCUACUGAAUCAUACAGACAUCAUUGACCUAAGCAGUGUAUCUGAUAUACAAACAUUCCUUCUGGGUAAACUCCCCAGCGGGAUGGAAAUUGCAAGUGACUCGAUGGUGUUAGGUCUAUUUGAGUCUCAACACAAAAAAGAGAUGGAUAUAUUUAGGAAGGUUGGUAAAGAGAUGGAGGAUAGGAUCAUGUUCGGAGUCAAUAAGGACGGAAAAGGAACAUCAAUAGCUAAGGAACAAUUUGAUACAACAUUACCAGCUGUGAUAGUGGUCAGACAAACAGAUCAUGUGACCCCACACACUGUAUACACUGGGGACUUCAACUCAGCACAACUAGAGAAGUUUAUCACUGAAGCACGCAUCCCCAGAAUGCCAGAGCUAACAGUAAAGAUGUUCCCAGACUUGUACAGACAGAAAAAACCUUUUGUUAUAUCCUUCCUGGAUGACCAAGAGAUGUCACAAAAGGUCAAGGACACCCUGUCUUCCAUUGUAAAAAGUGAACAGUUCACAGAGGUCAUCUUCUGUUGGAUCAGAGCAACUGCAGAUGAUUUUGGAACCAAAAUUUUGAAGAAAUAUAAUCCUGAAGGCAGCACACCUGCUGUGGCGUUGGUGAAUCUGGUCUUGGGUGAGGUAUUUAACUAUGAUCAGGUGACUUUUGGUAGUGAAGAACUUGUGAGCUGGAUACAGGGAUCAUUACAGGGAAAGUCUAGUCCAAAUACAAAACUGCCCCAGGGCGACUGGAAGCCACUGAAGGAGGGCUACAAUUUUCUCGCCAUGAUGGACUGGGAGAUGAAAAAUCAGAAAAAAGUUGGUCAUUCUCGGGAUGCUGCUGAGGAGUAUGGUAUAGGAUUUGAUGAAGAAGGUAACGAGGUGAAGAGAUCAUAUGAGAUUAAAGAUGACAUGUCACCAACAAGGUCAAAGAGUGCAUUUGAGGAGGAUCAGGUUCGUCAUGAGUUGCUGGCUUUAAAAAAAUCUAGACUUUAUCAUCACUCUGGAGGGAGGAAGAAAAACCAUGAGGAAGAAGGAUCAGAUUCAUCUAGAGUUGAUGAGGUCAAGGUCACUGAAGAUCAAGUCAAGGUCACAGGUCAAGAUAUACCAUCACAUGGACAGGAAAGGCACGAAGAAUUAUGAUCUUGUUAUAGUUAUAAUUGCUAUUAUUUUUAUUUUGUUUUCCACGUUUUGUUUAACAUUCUACCUAAACUAGCAAACAUUCCAAAAUCUUAUCUUCUAUUAUUUCAUUUUGUAUUUUUGUGAUCACUAUU